Megalops cyprinoides (Indo-Pacific tarpon) is the source of this 1271-nucleotide messenger RNA. RefSeq names its product collagen and calcium-binding EGF domain-containing protein 1-like. Gene Ontology annotation, molecular function: calcium ion binding. The record is from RefSeq and is a predicted model, not a curated record. Lineage: Eukaryota; Metazoa; Chordata; Actinopteri; Elopiformes; Megalopidae. The coding region runs from base 99 to 1271 and encodes 390 amino acids. The transcript is spliced from 11 exons.
AAUAGUUAUAUAUUGUUUUAUAUUUUUGGCAUCCAUACCCUUUUUUAGAUAAGGAUUUAAAGUAGGUACAGCAUCCUCAAAGACAGUGUGCAAAAAGAAUGGAUCGCAUUUUUUGCACAUUCUUGCCGUUUGCUGUUAUGUACUGUAUUUUUCUUUGGGAUUCCACCGCGAGCGCUUUGAAAACUCGAUCUGAAGUGGACACUGUUGGGGAGGAGUGUCCAGAGAACAAGAUUGUGACCGUUGAGUACCACUGCCUCAAGUCGGAUGGCCAGAACAGCACCUGUCUCAGGAGGAGAUGUUGCGAGGGGUACAGGUUUGUGAUGGGCCAGUGCAUUCCAGAAACUGUGGAUGUGUGUGCUGGCUCGCCCUGUGAGCAGCAGUGCACUGAUAACUUCGGACGGGUGGUCUGUACCUGUUACCCGGGUUUCCGUUUCGACAGGGAGCGGCACCGUACCCACAGGCAUCCCUACUGCCUCGACGUGGACGAGUGCGAGGAGUCGAACGGCACUGUGUGUGACCAUGACUGCGAGAACACAGCGGGCAGCUUCAUGUGCCACUGCCACAGCGGCUACAGCCUGGCCCCGGACCAGCGCUCCUGUGUGCCCACCCAAGACCUGAGCUCCUCAGGGAAGUCGGACACACUGAUGAGCGCCGGCUCCUGCUCGCUCACCUGCCAGGACUUUGUCAGCAUGAGGAACAGCCUGCUGCAGCUCAAGCUAAAGCUGGGUGGGGCCCAUCCUGCCAGCCAGGCGCUGUCUCCUAGCCUGGCCAACAGCAGUGACAAGCCGUCCCACGGGUGGGGAGGGAAGGGUUCUGACAGCGCUGGUGUGCCCGGCCCUCCUGGCUCUCCUGGACCUCCAGGGUCUCCAGGACCCCGCGGAGAGCAGGGGGAGAGAGGGGAACCUGGAGCUAGGGGCUUGCCUGGCCCCCAGGGGCCUCGUGGAGACAUGGGCCCCAUGGGGCCAGAGCCGGACCUGGAUCAUAUCAAGAGAGGCCGCAGGGGCCCAGUGGGGCCACCCGGUGCACCUGGGAGAGACGGCCAGAAGGGGGACAGGGGCUUACCUGGACCAAGAGGCCCAGCGGGACCCCCCGGCUCCUUCGACUUCCUCUUGCUGAUGAUGGCCGACAUCCGCAACGACAUCAUCGAGCUGCAAGAGCAAGUGUUCGGGAAGAGGCGUGGCAUCUCGCUGGAGGCCCCGCCCCCUUCCAGUGGGGAGGCGGGGCUCGGGGACUGGGGAUCAGGGCAAGAGGACCACACACUGAACACCUGA